Molecule: messenger RNA, 242 nt
Organism: Racocetra persica
Lineage: Eukaryota; Fungi; Glomeromycota; Glomeromycetes; Diversisporales; Gigasporaceae
Source: the annotation of a GenBank genome assembly
AUGAAGUAGCUAAAAUACUUAAUUUUAUAAAAAACUUAAAAUUAGCAAUUAAAGCCAAAGUUAGUUACUGUUUAUCUAAAAAUCUUGAGAAUACAAUAUGUUUAGAAAUAAUAUAUGAUACUACAAUAUACAUUGUUAGCAGAACAGAAAGUCAAAUCUCUGAAGAAAUUAGAAGUAAUAGCUCCAAAACUGGCAACUCAGGAGAUAAUGAAAUGAUACCAAUAGAACUUGAUAGAACUAAA